AUGGCAGAAGCCACGGACUCGGCGAAGCUACACAACAAGGCACUUUUCGAAAACCUCAAAAACCUAGAGAAGCACUCGAAAGGAUUUAUGUAUUCUUAUUUCGAUGUCUACACUGCUACAAGUGACAGAAUGGAUAAUCCAUUAAUAUGUGUGUUCGAAGUUUUCUACAAGGGGAAACUCGAUAGGAAUAAGAACUUUGAAGAUCGAGGGUAUGAUUCUUCGUUGUCGUUGUGCUCUGUGUCGAUGCUUAGGUCUUUCCUCAAUUCCUCUAUAGUUUUCGUCGAUUAG
This is a messenger RNA of Ilex paraguariensis (yerba mate), 288 nucleotides long. Lineage: Eukaryota; Viridiplantae; Streptophyta; Magnoliopsida; Aquifoliales; Aquifoliaceae. The record is from the annotation of a GenBank genome assembly.